AUGGGCCCGGCAGAACCCUUUUGUGGUCUGCUGAAGCUGCCCUCAGAACUCAUCGACGCCAUCUUCACUUUUCUGUCACCCCUCGAUCUUGCUGCCUUGUCGCUCACGUGUAGGAAGCUGAACGAGCAUGCCUCCACGGACCUGCACUGGCAACAGCGAGUCCUCGCCAAUCUGCCAGGGAACCGCAUCACUACGCCGUACCCAUGCGAAAGCUGGCGCGAACUGUAUGCUUCCCACGACCCGCACUGGUUCCUGACGAGGUACAGGAUAUGGUUCUGCGAUAGAGAGCUCACCGGACACAUGAUUGUUGUCCGGUAUGACGCUCGACGAGGCUGCAUUGAAGGGUAUCGCAUGGUCGUGAGUAGGGAGGCAGCCGGUGUCCAGACAUGGGUGGCAGACAGCGACGUCCACAUCCAUUUCUUCAAGCCGAUCGUCAACCUUCAUAUGGACAAGCCGGUACUUCAGCUGAAUGCUCGUCGAUACAAUGCUGCGAAGAAACAGGACGAGUCCGAAGCCACGCAAAGAGGGAGACAAGGCUGGCGGCGUGCAGAGUAUCCUAUGCAACUGAACACCAGGUCAGACCCACGGCACAGCAACAUCCUGCUCGCGAAGCGUCUCGAGGAGCACGACUACGAUCACAUAUUGGAGAACGCGUUCCCCUAUGGCAAUGUGUGGCCCCCGCCCAAUAUUCCCGCGACGGACCGGGUCAUUGGUAAACCGGCAGGCCUGCAUCGGCUUCCCUCGCCUGACAGUGAAGCCGAAGAGCCGUUUUGGCGGGUGGAAAGCCGAGACGACAUGUCAGAAACGACUUUCAGGAUACGGCACUACUUGGAUCUCGGCACACCGUCCUUGGCGGUGGCCUUGGGCGAAGAAAUCUCUACCUACUCCACCCUGGACCCCGGCUUGUACACGCCGACUGCGGAGAAGCCCUGGCGGGGCAUCUGGGUCGGCGAUUACAGUGGGCACGGCUGCGAGUUCCUGCUCAUCAACCAGCCGGAAGUGCCCGGUGAAAGCGACGAGGCGCCCCUCGAAAGGGAGCCUGGUGAGACGGAGGAGGAAUUCCAGGCCCGAUUCCUGCGCGAGCGUGUGCACCGCGGUCGGCUCGAGGCGAUCAAGCUGACGGGCGACCCGAAUGUCCCCCGCGGCGAGUACACUUUCGUUGCCGAUGACCUCGGACCCCGUGGAUUUGUGGGAGUAGCGCAGGAGGAGCCGUUCCAGGGCGCGCGGAUCGUAAAGAGCCGAGGCCACAUCGCUGCGGAAGGUUUCUACCAUGAUAAGUACAUGGAGUCGCAGCUUAUCAUGGUCUCGCACAAUCGGCUAGCACAGUACUGGGUGGGAUUUGGUCACAUCAGCUUCUUCGAACGCGUGGACAUUGACCAGUUCCUGGUGCCACGGUAA
Molecule: messenger RNA, 1398 nt
Organism: Microdochium trichocladiopsis
Lineage: Eukaryota; Fungi; Ascomycota; Sordariomycetes; Xylariales; Microdochiaceae
Exons: 2
Coding region: 1-1398 (465 amino acids)
Molecular function (GO): protein binding
Source: RefSeq, a predicted model, not a curated record